AUGGCCCUCCCCGAAUUCCCCUUCGCAGCUUCACUUUCCUCGUUCGUCUCCGCGGCCCGAAACGCCGCUCUGACCGGAGUGGCUAUAACGCAGCAUGCCGUGUCGAACGCAGACAUUCCAGCAGUUCUGGCGGCCGCCGGAGAAAAGACCAAGGAGUUCAUCACUGAAAGCGUCCCGGAGGCAACUGGUCAGGUGUAUGAAACUUGCAAAGCCAACCCCGGUAUGAUGGUGGCAUGCGGCACCGUGGGCGUCGGGGUCCUCCUCGUCGCCGCGCCGGCGGUAGUGGCCGCGCCAGGUCUUGCGGCAGCCGGUUUCGGGGCUGAAGGUGUUGUCGCCGGGUCCGCAGCCGCAGGCGUCCAAAGCGGGAUCGGCAGCGUUGUAGCACCGAGCUUGUUUGCUACUCUCCAGAGCGCCGGGGCCGGUGGUUAUGGGGUGGCAACCGUGUACGGCGCCGUUCAGGGUGUAGGCGGCGUCAUCGCUUCUGCUGGCGCAGGUGGAUUUGCGUGGUCCAAGGCUAAGGCGUCUAAAGAAUAG
Colletotrichum truncatum is the source of this 534-nucleotide messenger RNA. RefSeq lists its product as uncharacterized. NCBI's taxonomy places the organism in Eukaryota, Fungi, Ascomycota, Sordariomycetes, Glomerellales, Glomerellaceae. Gene Ontology annotation, cellular component: membrane. The record is from RefSeq and is a predicted model, not a curated record.